Messenger RNA from Musa acuminata subsp. malaccensis (wild Malaysian banana), 780 nucleotides. NCBI's taxonomy places the organism in Eukaryota, Viridiplantae, Streptophyta, Magnoliopsida, Zingiberales, Musaceae. The record is from RefSeq and is a predicted model, not a curated record.
CUUCCACUCUCUCACCCUCAUCUCCUUCCUUGAAGAGCUCCCACCUCAACUCCUCCCUCCUCCCUUCCUCCCUCUUCCGAGAUGCUACCGAGAACAUGGAGCAUCUUCCAUGUGGGGGAGGAAGGUGGGGAGGCACCAAAGACUGUUGCAGCUGCCAUCGAAAGCUCGAAAGGCGCCUGCGAGCGGCUCGAAGGCCUUCGAAUCCUCAUACAGAACUCGGGACGACGAUCCAAUGUCGUGAUCAAUUCUUCACUUCGAUCUUGCAUGCCUCACCAUUUAACCAAGGCUUCUGCGCCUCAGUUUGGCUUCCUGAAAGCUUGCUUCUUGUGCAGAAAGGAGCUGAGCCCUCACAAGGAUGUUUACAUGUAUAGGGGUGACCAGGGAUUCUGCAGUGAGGAAUGUCGUCGCGAUCAAAUCUUGUUGGAUGAAAGAACAGAAGCUGAAGCGUCAGCAAUAGGGAGAAUGAAGCCACCUCUUCGUCCUCCCGCCGCCGCCGCCGCCAAUAAGGUUCAGGAAUCCAACCGCCGGAGGAGGAUCGUAGCAGUAGCAUAGAGAUCUACGAGGAAGAAAAGCCCCUUCUUUCUGAAUGAUGAGAAGGCUGCAUAUUUACCAACUGCACAGAAUUGUAUGCCAAGUUCGAGACAAAUCCAUCGGACCGACAGCCAAUUCAAGUUUCCUCCUAUUUCCAGGGAAUGUUGCAACCUAUAAGAGUAAAGAAAGAGUCUAUUGGAAACAAAUGAUAUGCUUUUCUACUCUAAUGAACACCUUGUGCUUCAUUUU